AUGGGUCCCAUCCAGGACACCUCGAACAGCGCGUCCGCAUUUUUCAACGGCCGCUUCUUCUCCACCUCUUUCAAAAACAAGAUGCACUGUAUUCAACUCACGCUCGUCCUCACGAUAAUCGUUUUGACCGGCGUCCGCAUCUCCAUCAAACCCUCCUCUAUGCCAGUCACCAGAUCAGAUACCCUGGCAAUCGUGAUGGGUAUCAAGACUAUCGUGGUGAUCGGAUAUCAGCUUCUUACCACUCACAUGUCGAACCUUCAUCGCUGGAGAAACUUGAAAGUUUACUUGGUGCUCAACAGCAUGGAGGUCGUGUUUUGGUUUGUGGUAGUUAUCAUUACGGGUAUGGGCAUGUCGAGGUAUGGUCAAGGGGCUUAUUGCGGAUUGAGCGUCUUGAUGCUCUUGAUCUCGUUGAUAUUGACGACGUUUGCGCUAUGGACAGCCAUCACCACACGAAACUUGCGAAGAGAAGCCACAUACGCGAGACAUGCUCUCGUCGCGCAUCACAGAGGCCAGAUGCAGUCUGUGUCGAACAAAGCAACAGAGCCUUCUGCAUAUGCGACCUCCGAGGUCUAA
Messenger RNA from Aureobasidium namibiae CBS 147.97, 573 nucleotides. RefSeq lists its product as uncharacterized. The coding region runs from base 1 to 573 and encodes 190 amino acids. The record is from RefSeq and is a predicted model, not a curated record. The transcript has 2 exons. NCBI's taxonomy places the organism in Eukaryota, Fungi, Ascomycota, Dothideomycetes, Dothideales, Saccotheciaceae.